Geodia barretti is the source of this 2893-nucleotide messenger RNA. NCBI's taxonomy places the organism in Eukaryota, Metazoa, Porifera, Demospongiae, Tetractinellida, Geodiidae. The record is from the annotation of a GenBank genome assembly.
GAAGAGAGCCGGACAGAAAAUGUCAGCCAGACAGCGGGCAGUGCUGACGAAUGCUGGCAGCGGGAGAAGGGUCCAGAAAACCUCUGACGACUCACAGAACAAGUCCUCAGUUGCCCGGAGCUCGACACGCGCGCCCACCCCGAGCAUUCUGCCCAAUCAUCUCGUGAUCCUCUUCCUCGUCUCCCUCGCGGCCCUGGCCGGCCUCGCUCUCCGGCUACACUGGAGCCUCCCUCAGCCGAUCCAGACGGCGGAUGGAAACCCGAACGCGUUCAACUCCCGAGACGCGCGUCGCCACCUGGAAGACAUCGUGGGUCUCGGCACACGCCACGUGGGCAGCGAGGCUAACGAAGUGCACGCCGUGGCUCUCCUCAGGAAGAAAGUGGAGGAAAUUCGGAGGUUGGCAAGUAGGCAGGUAGAGAUCGAGCUCUCAGUGCAGCAGGUUUCGGGUAGCUUCGGCCUCGACUUCCCCGACAGCAUGACGCAGCUCUACCGGAACGUGACGAACGUCGCCGUCAGGUUCUCGAAGAGAGGCUCCAGUCCCCGCCACGCAGUCCUCGUCAACGCGCACUACGACUCUGCCGUUGGCUCCCCGGCCGCCAGCGACGACGCGGUCAGCUGCGGCACAAUGCUGGAGAUCCUUCGAGCCCUCGCCUCGGACCCACAGCCGUUUCUCGCCGACCAUUCCAUCGUGUUUCUCUUCAACGGAGCCGAGGAGACGGUCCUGCAAGCGUCCCACGGGUUUAUCACGCAGCACCCCUGGGCUAACGAGGUCAGAGUGUUCCUCAAUCUGGAAGCUGCUGGAGCGGGAGGGAAGGAGAUUGUGUUUCAAACUGGUCCCGGUCACCCUUGGCUCGCUCGCAUGUACGCCAGCGUUGUCCCGCAUCCAUUUGCCUCCGUCAUUGCCCAGGAGGUGUUCCAAUCAGGAGCCAUUCCUUCAGACACUGACUUCAGGAUAUUCAGAGAUUUUGGAGGUGUUCCUGGCAUCGACAUGGCCUACUUUGUCAACGGAUAUGUAUACCAUACAGCGUAUGACACGGCAGAUCGAAUCCCGGAUGGAAGCAUACAACGUGCAGGGGAGAACGUGAUGAGCAUGGUGAAGGCCCUGGCACUGUCUCCCCUCCUGGAGGACCCGGGCGCUGACCGACACGGGAAGGUUGUCUUUUUCGAUGUUUUUGGUCUCUUCUCAGUGGUUUACCCCGAGAGGUUGGCAGUCAUCUUCAACUCUCUGGUGCUGGUCGGCUGUGCCGUCAGUCUGUGCUCUGGCAUUUCUCUCAAACCUCAACAGCUGGAGAAGCCAUCUCUUGGGAUGGUGGUAAAGGCAGUUCUGGUGACCCUGGGGUCCUGGCUGGCAGCUCUAGCAGUGAACGUUGCUACGUCGCUGCUGCUCGACUGGACUGGUCACUCCAUGACCUGGUUCUCCCACCCCUCCCUCCUCCUGCCUCUCUACAUAAUCCCUGCUCUCCUCGGCAUGGCUGAAGUUCACAGCUUCUGGCUCAAAACUGUAUAUACACCCUCUUUAAACCAUAUAGUUGCUAAUGUUGUGUCUGUAGUACAGAUUUGUACUGGAAAACUCUGGAAGUACAGUAAAUUCUCUCUUCAUCUCCUCUCUCUCUCUCUCCCAGACGCCAACACUCAAAUCCCAUCUCUGUGAGCCGAGCUCCAAACAUGCUCAGACGCUGGUGUCAGGAGCCACGCUGGCUCUCCUCACGUACCUCAGAGUCUGCUCUGCCUUCAUCUUCGCCGUCACUCUCCUCUUCCUCCUCACCUUCCGCCGACUCCUCUGGGACGGUGUCCUUCGCCGGGCGGUCCCUCUGUCGUCUCCCCACCACAGACUCGCCUUUGUGUUGUGUGAGACGCUCUCAGUGAGUCUGCCCCUAAUGUUGGGGCUAAUUCUGGCCUCCUCUCUCGUGGAUUUCCUGGUCCCGAUGUUCGGGAGAUCGGGCAGUGUUCUUCCUCCUGAUCUGGCCAUAGCUGUCAUACUGGCUCUCCUGGUCUGCCUCACCCUCUCCUCCAUUGUACCGUUUGUUGUCUACACUGCCAGCAAGCGUCUGCGGAUGUUGCUGGCAGGAUGCCUGGCCCUUCUCUACCUCACCAGCCUGGCCCUCUCUCUGUCUGGGGCUGCCUUCCCUUACUCCGGAGGAGAGCAGCCUGCCCCAAAAAGACUCUUUCUGCAGCAUUUCCAGAGGCAGUUUCUGGACAGAGAUGGCUCAGUGAGACAAGAGGACUCGAAUGUUCUCCUCAUUACUGCAGACUACCUGGACAUUGGUCCAGUGAUGUCGGCCGUCCCUCAACUGGGCGAGGCCCUGAAGCCAUGGCCGUGCUCGGGCGUCUUCUGCGGCGUGCCUUCCUACCUCCCUCUGAUGAAAUACCUAGAUCAGUUCUGGUAUCUGCCUGCACCGCCCAUUGACCAACCUCCGGAAGUCUCUCUGGAGCUGAUAUCGCUGACCAAAACCACGUCAGAACGGAAGAACUUCACUUUUCAUAUGAAACUUCCCCGGCGAGCAUCGAUAUUCAUUGGUCCACGCAGCGGGCAGACCCUCACUAGCUGGUCCCUGCUGGAUGAAGUGACCCCUCCACUUCCAUGCGAUCACAAGCAGCCAUUGGGGGACCAGUGUUUCUUUAUUUUCUACUCUCGGGGGGCAGGGGUGGGCAGCGAGACCUUCUGGCUAGAACUAGAGGGUCCUUCCCAUUCUGAUGAGGUGGUGGAGAUUGUAGUUGCAGCUCAGCAGUUAGAUCCUCCUCAGUCUGUCACACCUACCCUCACCUCUCUCCUGGACGCCCUUCCUAGCUGGGUCACUCCUAUAGGCUGGACCUCCACCUACACCAGUUGGACCUUUUGAUCUAAUAGGUGUAAACUAGCUAGGUGUGUCUUAUCAGAGUUUGCAACCCACGC